CGCUUCAUGUCAUGUGACAGCAGAGAGAAGAAAACAUGGCGGACGUGGACGCAACGAAGUCUCUGGGCGGCCUGUUGAACGGGAUAGCUCAGAAGGUUUAUUACAACAACACGGAGAUCACGGAGGAGCUGCUGAAGAACGAGCUGUACGCAGAGCUGCCGCAGGACGAGUUCACCGCGUUACACGGGAGAAUGAAAGGCCUCCUCAAGUCCAUCGCCGCGGCGGACAUGGACCACGGCCAGCUGGAGGCCUUCCUCACGGCCCAGGCCAGGAGGCAGGGAGGAGGCGGGGUGACUGCCGAACAGGCCGCCGCCCUCUCUCGCUUCUGGAAGAGCCAGAGAGUCCGGGUGAGGGAGAGCCUGCUGGCCCAGAGCCGCUGGGAGCCCGGCCUCAGGGGCCUCUCCUGGAGGGUGGACCUGCAGACCGCAGCCAGCCGGGGGGACGCGGCCCACGGCGGCCCCGUGGCCCUGAUGGAGCUGGAGCUGGGCAGAGCCGGACAGGACUCUGAGUUUGUGUGUCUGGAGUUUGAUGAAACCAAAGUCAACCAGGUGCUGAAGCAGAUGUCUGAUAUCCAGGAGAGCAUCGACAGAGUCGUUCACCGCACCUGAAGCUGUUUGUGAGCGUUUUCUAAACUUUUUCAUUCUGACUGAGAGACGACGUCUGACCAACUCCGGCUGUCUCCUCCUGUCUCCUCCUGUCUCCUCCUGUCUCCUCCUGCAGACGGCUGAGUGGAUCCAACGUGGCCUCUACACCUGCCUGCAGACUCAGAGACCACCUACUGGAUAUGAUGCAUGAUCAUCAUUUCGGUACACGACUUGACAAUGAGACAUGUUCACAUAUUCUUAAUUUCUCUGUGAAGCUUGUUUUUUUUUUUAUAAACAAUCAUAAGUGGGCCAAAAGUUACAAAAGGCUGAGAACCUCUGACAUUUGCAUUGAGCUCAAAGUGCAGCUGAAAAAGUCCAGUUUAAACCGAUAAACUUUUUCUUAUUACUGCAGUUGCUUUUACAGAAAUGCAUAACGUUGCAUGCCGUAUGCAUUCAGUUGGGACCUGUGCUACUUUGUCAUAACAUUGCACCUUGAACUUUGACCCUCUUGCUGAAAAUAUCCGCUGAGCAGAGGAUUGUUGGUCUGAGUAACCAGAAAAGAAUGCUGGUUUGCAAUAGAACAUCCUGGUAUUUUUUAGCAUACAGUAUUUGACAUACCACACGUCAGAACAUACUUAAUCUUUUUCUGGUAUCCCAAAUCAUAUCGCAGUAUUGGAGUUGGAAUAAACAGACAGUCGGGCAGCUGAAAAGAGUUUAGAGCGUCCUGUCCCUUUAAGACGGGGGGCGUGGUCUCUCAGUUCCGGAGCUCACCUGGUGUCAGGUCAAGAUAACACGUGGCUCAUUCAUUCUUUAGGGGAACAAGCACCAGAGUUUGACACCACAGCUUCAAGGGAUUGAUUUACAAGUUCAGUUUGAAUCCCAACACAGAUCCAGUGGGAUUCAUUACUUCCUUUACUACAAUACUUACUGUCCAUGUGGGAAUAAAACCUAGUUUGAUUGGUGUUUAUCUCUUUUUUUUUUUCCUGUGGCCGUGUUCUGCAUUACAUCAUGAGGGUGGAUGACGCCGACUAGAUAUCUUAACAUGUUAUAAAAUGCUGAUAUCAGCUCGAUGAAUAAACUCUUUUAUCAGUAAAGAUUGGACCAUAAAUUCCUCGGUUGAGGCCACAGUUCUGCUUUUGAGCCACAUAAUCGCUUUGUUCAAAUGUUAUUGUAAUAUUCUGUAUAUAAAAAAAUCUUCUUACACACAGAUUUGUACCAAUUAAGAUUAAAAGUUGUUUUGCGAUAGAUAAAAUAAAAAAAGUGGUGUUUCCUUCAUGU
Anoplopoma fimbria (sablefish) is the source of this 1862-nucleotide messenger RNA. RefSeq names its product copper metabolism (Murr1) domain containing 1 (gene commd1). Bases 36 to 608 code for a protein of 190 amino acids. Gene Ontology annotation, cellular component: endosome. The transcript has 3 exons. The record is from RefSeq and is a predicted model, not a curated record. Gene Ontology annotation, biological process: positive regulation of protein ubiquitination; regulation of proteasomal ubiquitin-dependent protein catabolic process; negative regulation of protein localization to cell surface. Lineage: Eukaryota; Metazoa; Chordata; Actinopteri; Perciformes; Anoplopomatidae.